GAGAGGCGGGGUACACCCUGGACUGGUCGCCAGCCAAUCACAGGGCACAUAUAGACAAACAACCAUUCACACUCACAUUCAUACCUAUGGACAAUUUGGAGUCGCUAAUUAACCUAGCAUGUUUUUGGAAUGUGGGAGGAAACCGGAGUACCCGGAGAAAACCCACGCAUGCACGGGGAGAACAUGCAAACUCCACACAGAGAUGGCCGAAGGAUAGACCUCCCUUUGGUUAGCAGUGUGAGCUUCAGAGCGUAUGGCUGUGAAGGUGGCAACCAUCGGUCUCCUCCUCUUCUUCCUCCUUGUUGGAGGUUCUCUGAACAGUUUGGAGGAGACCGAGAGAGGCUGCAGGAAAUGGCAAGUCAGGGGCAAAGAUAUUUGCUGCGAUGAAUGUCACCGAGGGAACCGUUUGGUCUCUCACUGCGGCCCGAAACCACAAGAUCUUUGCACUCCUUGCGAGACCGGAACCUUCACAGAGAAGCCCAGAGUGUUACGAUGUUCCAGAUGCAGUCAGUGCGAAGGUGCACAGGUUCUAGUGAAAAAGUGCACAACCACAACGGACACUCAAUGCGGAUGCAAAGAUGGACUCCUCUGUGGUGACGAGCGCUGCUCCUUUUGUUUUGAAAAAUGCAGCAAAGGAGAGGAACCCACUGAGAAAAGAUCGUGUAAAAAAUGUCCAAAUGGGACCUUCAAUGACCAAAAUCAUCAGCGGUGUAAACCUUGGAGUACAAAGUGCCCUUAUCCUGAUCAGCGUAUCGUCGCUGGCGGUGAUGCCUUCAGUGACAUUAAGUGCAGCAACGUUUCACUCGGCAGUUUGAAAGUACUCGAAUCAGAUCAUACAGCACACGUGUGGCCAAUAGUUUUGCCAGUGGUCCUGAGCGUCUUCUUGGUUCCGAUCAUGAUUGUCAGCAAUCUUAAGAGAAAAAAGAAGACUAAAGAGAAAAUUGCCAAAGAGCCAAUAAUACGAACACCUACAGAUGAUCCCGAGACUUUAAUAGCAACUGAAUGUAGUUUCCACGAAGCCGAGGAAGAGCAGGGCAGUAGCAGCUCUGAGUCUUUAGUCUCCAAAGAUUCCCAGGACCACCUUUUGGCAUGAAUGAAAAAGCAGGCUAACCUGUUACGCUUUUAGUAAAUUCAACAGAGGCAUCCACUGUCUGUUGAUCCUGGUUCACCUGUGGCCGACGGUUUUCAGUACCUGACAAAAGAGAAAGUGUCUGCACUCGGAGACAAUAACAAAGGGAAGUCUGGGGGAAUUCUGUGGAAAACAGAAAGUGCAUCACCUUAAUGACAACCAAGUGACGCUGCAGUAUUACAUGAAAUGAUGGCACCACAUCAUAAUUAUUAUUUAGUUUCAUCUUUGUGCACAAACAACAUAAGUAGACCGUAGCGUGUGGUCAGCAAUGUGACGCUGCCUCAUGCUUGUAAAUCAUGUAAAUAAGGGACAUUUUCCAGGAAAUAAGGGACAUUCUGGGGUUUCCACGAACAUUUUGUGACAGCUGUCUCGUUCAAAUGUCUGCGUGUGUGUUCGGCGGGGGCAGUGUUGGUAGAUAAGAGAUAAGCGGAAAUGAUGUCAUCACUCAGCCAAGCCACAUCACAAUGAGGCAUAUACAGUACAGCAUUUAUGGUAAUAAAACACGCCACUCAUGCUGGGACUUGCCUGCUUAAUUGCACUAAAGCAACAACAGGGAUUCCCAUAUCAAACAUUUGAUGAGAUUACAUCGCAGCACGGUCAGCUGGGUUAGGCUCCAGCUCACCUUAAUGAAGACGAGCUGUUACGCGCAAUGGAUGGAUGCAGAUUACAUCCCAAUGAGUCAUCUUCCUAGGUAGUUUCUAUUGAACGCUUCAGUUGAAAUGAAACACACAUCACAGCUUGGACGGGAUAAACAAGUCAUGGAAUCCCCCCCCCCUCACUUACAGUAUAUCCUGUACUUUUGCACUCACUUGAGUGGGCAACUGAGAGCAAGGGGACUUUUUUUUUAUGUGAUUCUGACCUUUGCAUAACGCAUGAAUGAGAUGACAUGGAACAUUUAUGUAUGAGUCAAAAGCAACCGUUUGUCUCCUCAUAGAAGUAAGCUUUAUGGAAUGUAAAUACAGCCAAUAAAACAUUAUUCACAUUGAGAAUCCAUUUCAUUUUUAUAGAAAAACACAUUUUAUGUGCUUUAUUUGUACAAAAUGGGGACUUCAAAUGAAGUGACACUUUGUCAUUAGCAAAUAAAAAAUACAUGUACGGAGUACGCCUUCGCAGAUAUGUUGCUUAAACCUCAAUGCAUAAUUGCCUUUAAUAGUACAGCUAAAACUACACAAAAAAUAUCCAGAUGUACAGUACAUGAACGUGCUUGGUUGUAUUCAAACCAAUGUUGGCAUGCUGCUCCGAGUGACAAAUAUAACAACAUAUAUUGUUUAAAUAAACCUCCAAACAAAACACGCCACAAUUCCCUUAAACAAUUCCAGUUCAUUGUUUACAGGAAUAUUCUACAAUGAUAACCAUAAGUGCUGGUGGGGCUUCUAAGCUAAUUUCCACAAUUACUGGAUGAUAUAAGUUGUCAUAUUUAGUGUAAAAAAUGUAAUAUGUGCUGUAAGUUUAUUGCUGCUUACAAUUUUCCUUCUUUUCUUUGGACUUAGCACGUCCUGGUUUCUCUGUUGGACGCUUGGUGGGCGGGAUGAAGGUCGGCUCCUCAGGAAGCGACUGACUGAUAGGGCCUACGUUGGAGGAAAAGGAUGUCAGCGUCUGUCUAUUGUUAGCAAUAACGCAUUACGCUACCGGUUUGUCCCAUUUGGAGGAUGUCUGCUCCUUGGCUCCUGGCCUGGAAGGUUGGGUCCAGCUCCUCCGCAAUGUUCCUUAGCUGCUGAGAUUGUCUGGAAAAGACAACACGUCCACAUCAGCACAGUCAAAUGCAUGACGUCAAAAAUAAAAACAGAACAUGUUGAUGCUGAGACAAGUACGGCGGUGUGGAGACGAUGCUCGGAGGCUGGUUCUCUGGGGGGCAGUCCUCAGUGGGGGAGGGAAGACCCUCAGAGUCUAGCCUCUCUCUCUGCACCUGACAAAGGACAACACAUGCUAAUCAGUUAAACCAUGCACAGAAUGGUGGUACUUUGGUUUUUGUUAAUCUGUUCAAAAGGGUCCAUCAGAAACCAAAUGAUAAAAUCCAAUUAAUCCUUUCCAGACACUCAAAAAUAUUAACACAAAACACCUUCUAUUAGAAAAUAUUAGUUCUAGUACGUGCAGAAAGCAAUACAAACUACAUAUAAACCAUGAUGGGAAUGGAUGAAUCAAUAUGUAAGAUCAGUUGGCAAAGCCCCUUCGUGUUUUGCUAUGAUACGUUCUCGAAUUCAAUAGUUUCUCACCUUCUUCGUUUGGCCCCGUGGUGGGUUAUUUUGCUACUGUACUCAAUUUUUAAAAAGUACAGACUUGUAGUCAGUUAGAAAAACUACAGAGGCAACUGAUGAUGAUGUCAUGGAGGAGCGACAGAGACGACAAACCAGAAUGUGAACAAAAACUGAACCAUAUCUUUAACGUUUGUAUCAUAUUAUGAUUAUUGUCAAAAACAGAAUUCUAGGAAAACCGAAUUCUAGGGGCAUUUGAAAACUGAAGUAACUGUAAAGUAAAAGUGAUAAUCCCAUAUGAAUGGAUUCUUGCAUGUUACUCCUAACUCCUAACAUGCAAGAUGUCUCCCACCUGUCUCUCUCUUGCAGUUCUCCUGUCAUGAUGAUUCAUCAUGGCUCUGUGCUCACGCCAUGAUGCCGGUCCUUCGAACUCACGUGAUCUGCGAUUUAACUUUACUUCUUGAUUUUGCAUGUAAUGAGCAAUUUCCUAAAAAAAAAAAAAAACAACAAUGAGCCUCAUUCCCCAACAUCUUCCCAUGAAUCUUCCUACACUCAGAUUCAGAUUCAUCAACGUGUCCGUAAAACACAGAAUUGUUGUUGGAUCCCAUGUCCAUCAAGGUGAGACAUAUUAAAGAUACGUCAAAUAAAAAAGAUUUUAUUCGGCAGUACUUUAGUGGAGGACCAAAAAAUAACAUGAAAAAACAAAUAAACAUGACUUAUCAAUAUUAAAUUGGAUUUUAAUGAGCUGCAAAAAAGCAGACUACACAACCAAUGUGCCAAAAUGAAAGGUUAUUCGUGAAUGCCAUAAUCAUAAUCUUAAAGGGAUAGUUCAGAUUUGUUGACAUUUUUUUGACACUUACCGGUCGAAGAUCUGUCGUUGGGGCUAAUUAAAGGGGACCUAUUAUGCUAAUUUUUUGUAUUGAGUUGUGGACUCCUACAGAGCAGCUACACACAGUAACCAGCACAGAAAGCUUUCUAGAAAUUCCAGAAUCUGUACCUACGUAUACCAGCUGCGACAGUACACAGGGAUAUGGCAGGAGACAAAAAAACGGCAAGCGUUUUGUGAGGUCUGAUUUUUUUUUGAGGAAGCAUUUUUGUGAUGCAAAUGUACUCUUUUGAACGCAUAUUGUUUUGAGAAGCCAAACUGUUCCAAUUGGGGUGGUGGAGUCACUGUUGUUGUCCCACAAUGCUGACAAGGAUGUCAGCCAACUUCAUGGCCAGAAAUUCAAGACGUAAGAACAAAUUUCUUGUUAAGAACAACAAGGCCCCGUGUUACAGAUUGUUUAAAAGGAUGGAUAUUGCACACUGGAGACAGACUGACAAAAACGUUAUGUGACAUCGUACCUCAUCUUGGGCCACCUGUGCGACUCGGAAGUCCCCCUGUGGGUAACAUCUGUGCGUAUGCUGUGAGGUCAGAGAAAAAAAAAAUGUUGAAAAGAAUGACGAGUGGCUCUAAGUCACGUUAAACAUCCCAUACCCGAGCAAACUGUGACUCUUCUUCUUGUAGCUUGCGGGCCAGCACUUCAUCCCGGAGAACCUGCUGGAGUUCCCCCAUGUUGAAGGUUGUCUGCCCUUUCCUGGGGGUUGGCGAUGUUCCUACGGAUUUGACAGUGUCAGGCAUGAAGUCAAGUAAAACUUGACACUAAAUGAUGAUAAACCACCAGAAUGAAUGAUGAAUCAAAGUAAAGGAGAGGUGGAAGUGAAAAGAAAAUGAAACAACAUUUCCAACAAUUCAUGAGAAUGGUGCAUAAAGGCACGUUGACCCUGAAGUCCUCUUUCCUCUACUAGCUACCUCAAGACGAUUCAUGAAAAAAAAACAGAAAGUGAGACACACACACACAUGGACUUCAGUCAGGUUAACAGAGUUGUGGUAAACCAGAAACAGGAUAGGAGUCGGUAAACCUCAAAGAACCCACUAACAAAGAGUUUGUCCAGAUAUGAUGAUGAUGAUGAUGAUUGGAGAAGACAGAGCUAAAAUAGCAUUGGAAGCAUUCCUCCUGCAAGGUGCAGUUGGCUGAGGUUCUGGUCGUUACGGUACCUGCUGCCAUGCGUCUUGACCUGGCCCAGCUGCUGCCGAGGGCUCUGCCAAGGGGCUGCUCUACUCCCCUUUCCAUCUCCUCCUCAGAACAGAAACGUUCGAUUGUGUUGUGCCAAUGCCUGCCAGCUGUCCUCCUGACCAUGCCAUAGCUCUCGUACUCAUAGUCAGGCCUGUGCUCUCCCCAACAUCUACCGCAUGGCACUUCUCUGUUUGACAGACUGGAAUCUCUGCUACUGAUCUCAUAAAGCUCUCCAUAGUGACUGUCAUCAGAUCCUCUGUGAUCCCUUUCACUGUUCUCCCUGUGAGACAAUCUCCUUCUUUCCCUAAUGUCUCCAUGGAAACUGUGUCUGGCAGAGGCAGCUCUCUGGAAGGGUGUCUGAGGUGGCUGGGAGUCACCAUAAAAGACCCGACUCCCAUGAAGCACUUGGCUAUGUCUGCUUUGAGGACCUAUUUUCAGGGGUGCACCACUGCCCCCAAGGCUGACAGGGACACCUCGCUCUUUGAGGACAUGGCCGAGCAUCUCCCAUACCUCCAUGUUCGUGUCCUGGCGCUUGUUUGAGCUCCCGGUGUUGGCCGCAAAGUGGACAUGUUUGUCAGGAUUGUCUCUGUAGGUCCAUGUUCUGGUUGAGUCUCGGCGGCUUUGAUUCAUAGCGUCAUGGAGCCUGACAGAUUCACUGCGACGACAUGGUCGUUCUCCAACCGCUACUGACCUUGAAGCUUCAUUCUGAUUACUGUACAUUGUCCAAGUCCCAGUUUCCGUUCUGUAGCUUCUUUCCCGUUCCCAGUCCCUUGCCCUCCUCUUGUCUUUAUCACCAUUUUCAUACUUCUCCCAGCAAUGGAACUCCUCUGUGAUACUGUCAGGAGUGUAAAGAGUCCUGUAGUCUCUCUCUCUCGGCAAACGUAAGGAUGAUCUGCGAUGGAGGGGUGCUGUAUUGUGUCUUUUAUUUGGUCUCUGUUCCAAGUAAACAGAGUCCUCACAGUCUGCAUGCAUCUGUGUCUCUUCCAAUGCUCUCCUAAGUGCUGCACGGGAAUUUGCAUGUCCUUCAUCCGACCAUGAAUUUAUGGUUUUGUGAUCUGUCACUCUGCCAGGGUAGUAAACUGGAGGCCUACAGUAAUCUGGGUGGCUAGACGUGUUAAAAUAUUGCCACCUGGUGGUGGUUGGUGAGUACUGCGCCUCGUCUUGAUGGUGUUGGUUGAGUGUAAACUGCUUUGGUGAUGGCGGAGCAGAACCGCUGAAGCUGCCUUUAUUUUAGCCAAACAUGCAAACACAAAGGUAGGGGGGUGAGUGGAGAGGUUAAUGGAUCCUAGAUAAGAGCAGUUAGUGAGGUGGUAACAUAUUGGCAUCAAUGUCUUAAUAAUGUUACAGUACAAACCGUGCUUGUUAAUCAGUGUCAAUGGCAACAUGCUCACAGCAGUGACAGCUAUAUUAAACCUAUUUGCGUUUCUAACACCUGAGUCAAAUUAUUCAAUCCACAAUUAUUAUGUACUGGUUAAAAUAAACAUGAAUUUCACACUUCAUUGAGUUCACCUGCACAAUGUAAUGGGAAUCAAUUUAAUAGUUUUGUGGAGAGGGGGGCAUUACUUCCAAACGUUACUGUACGGACAACCAAAAUAAA
Messenger RNA from Doryrhamphus excisus (bluestripe pipefish), 6975 nucleotides. RefSeq names its product tumor necrosis factor receptor superfamily member 9. Gene Ontology annotation, molecular function: protein binding; signaling receptor activity. The record is from RefSeq and is a predicted model, not a curated record. Lineage: Eukaryota; Metazoa; Chordata; Actinopteri; Syngnathiformes; Syngnathidae. Gene Ontology annotation, biological process: regulation of cell population proliferation.